AUGUACCGACCGCUCUUCGGGUCUAAAAAUAAAAAGAACCAAGGACUUAGAGUCGACACCACUGUCGUCCACUCAACGCCUACGGAUGCCAUUACGCCUCCAUCCUCCGGCACUCUGUCCAAUUCUACCACCUCGACUAUAAAUUACCAUACAAGUAGAGGCAAUGCCGGCACGAUUACGCUGCCUGAAUCACCGGUAUCGCCGCUGGGAAGGUCCAUGAGUCCUAUCGAAGGAUAUCGGCGAAAUCCUCAGCCAGACAUGAGAGUGAUAGUGGAGGGAGCAGACUUCCCAAGCCCGGGUUCAGCAGAGUUUACGGAGCACGUGAGAGUAGUUGUUGAAGUCGAGGAGAUUGGUACGGCUGAGGAUUGUGCGGAGAAUUCUGCAGAACACAUUCGCCCAACUAGAAAUGAAAGAAAGAUGAGCUUUUGGAAGUUCAAAGGGAAAAGGAACCAAAGGGAGACAGACGAAGUGGCGCCUCCUGUAAGUGGUGGAGCGACUGAUAGCUCCAAUUCUCGUGCGUCUGAUGGAUCGAUUGGCGUUAAAGGUGGACCUAGUGGUGGAUUUCCAUGGUUUAAACGGAUGGGGAGUGGGAAGGGACAAGAAAAAGAGAAGGCAAAGGCAAAACAAAAGGAAGAGAGCGAAGAGAUUGAUGAGACGUCACUAACUACGCCUACGUUCAAUUCGCCUUCCUGGAGUUCAAAUCCGACGAGCAAUGGAAGGUGGAAGGGCAAAGAGAAUGAGAAUGAGGGAGAGAGGAGGAGAAACAAGAGUGAGUGCGAGGUUGCACUGUUAAACAAGGUAAGAGAAGGGGAGGAGGAAGACAAAAAGGGAAAAGGCAGAAGGUGGACACUGCCUCGAAUUGGAAGAAAAAGUGUUAUAGACGCACAGGAAAAGGAGAGUCCAUCGGAACGGUUGGAGAGAGAACGGCUGGAGAGAGAACGGGAAGAACGGAACAUCGCUAAUAGGGCAAGAUAUCCCGAUGGUGUUCUUGAUUGUUGUAAAGACGAAUUCAAUGAUCAGGGACGAUGCGCUGAAGGCCAAAUGAAUGGGUUUGUGUUAACUGAUAAGAAUCUCAAGGCCGAAGCCAAGGCCAGGAGACAAAGUGUCACCGCUCGAAUAAGACCCUAG
This is a messenger RNA of Botrytis byssoidea, 1128 nucleotides long. RefSeq lists its product as uncharacterized. Lineage: Eukaryota; Fungi; Ascomycota; Leotiomycetes; Helotiales; Sclerotiniaceae. The coding region runs from base 1 to 1128 and encodes 375 amino acids. The transcript has 3 exons. The record is from RefSeq and is a predicted model, not a curated record.